Carlito syrichta (Philippine tarsier) is the source of this 2667-nucleotide messenger RNA. It is a transcript of the gene GTSE1, whose product is annotated as G2 and S-phase expressed 1. Gene Ontology annotation, molecular function: microtubule binding. The coding region runs from base 60 to 2309 and encodes 749 amino acids. Gene Ontology annotation, cellular component: microtubule cytoskeleton; cytoplasmic microtubule. The transcript has 12 exons. The record is from RefSeq and is a predicted model, not a curated record. Lineage: Eukaryota; Metazoa; Chordata; Mammalia; Primates; Tarsiidae.
UUGGCGGAGGCGCAUCUUGCGUAGUUGGCCGCUUGGGUGACUUCUUGACAGCUCUUUCCAUGGAAGGAGACGAGGGCUGCGAUAUGCCUUCAACCAGCCAGGCAGGAGAGGUGAAGACGGAUGUUCCUCAGAAGGAAGACAUUCUUCUUUUGGCCGAUGAAAAAUUUGAUUUUGAUCUUUCACUGUCUUCUUCAAGUGCCAAUGAAGAUGAUGAAGUCUUUUUUGGACCUUGUGGACAUAGAGAAAGAUGUAUUGCUGCUAGUUUAGAAUCAAAUAAUCGAAUUCCUGACCCACCUCCUUUGCCAGCAUCUGACAGUCACUUUACGUGGAGCCCUCUCACUGGGGAGAAGUUUGUGGAAGUGUAUAAAGAAGCUCACUUAUUGGCUUUACAGAUAGAAAAUAAUAGCAGAAGCAAGGCGGCCCAAGAUGCCAAGCCCAAAGACCCUUGGAGCCAGGAUGUGGAAAGAUUCAUACAGGAAUCAAAAUUAAAAAUAAACCUCUUUGAGAAAGAAAAGGAAAUGAAGAAAAGUCCCAAGUCACUGAAAAGGGAGACGUACUGCCUGGCAGACAGCCCUUUGAUGGGGCCACCCUUGGGCAAGCCUCCGCUCCCGGACUCCUCCCCUGCCCUGCCAAGCUCUCCUGCCCAGGCUGCCCUCACCCAGAUGCAGGGACCACCACACUCUGCUCGUCCUUUGUCAGGGAGAUCAAGCUCUGCUCACCCUUUGAAUCAGGCAGCACUUCAGAAAAAGUUCACCAACAAAUUGCAGCUGCCCCGAGCUUCAGCUGUUAGAGGAAGAAACAUCCACAUGGCCAUGGAGAAGCCCAAGAAAGAGAUACCAGCUAGUCCUUCCAGGGUGAAAAUCCUAACUGAAAAGGAAUCCCAUAAGGACGUGCUCCCUGAUAAACCUGUUCUGGAUGCUGCCAGUGUGCCAGCCACGGGAAGCCAUUUGGUCCAAGGGAAGCGAUCGCUCCCUGUUCUAAAUAAGUUGGGGCCGAAGAAGACCCUGUUAAGACCACCUGGCUCUACCAGCAGUCUCACAAGGAAACCCUCCUCCUCAGGGUCUGUUUCAAAGGGAGCAUCCACUGUUUGUGUGUCCCCAGCAGAAGGCAAAGCUAAAUCAAGUGAAUUUUCAAGUAUUCCUGCAAGCAAUUCCCGGCCACUGUCAAAAAUCAGCAAAUCAGGCAGAACGGGACCCGCCACGCAGCGGCAGUCUCUGCCAGCAGGCCCUGUGGGUGCAUCCUGCAAGCAAGCCAAGUGGGCUGAUACUGCUGAGCUGACAGCCGAGCCACCCACGGCACCCCCAGCAGCUUCUCCCACCCAACCCCACACUCCGGAAAGUGGAGGCCAGAGGCUGAACUCUAAUUCCGUUUUGUCAGAAUCUUCUCAAUUGAAUAAGACUAGAAGCAUAAGAAGGCGAGAUUCCUAUCUAAAUUCCAAGACAAAAAUUAUGCCUACAUCUCCAAGUCAAUUUAAAAUUCCUAAGUUUUCUAUUGGUGAAUCCCCAGACAGCACAACACCAAGGCUUUCACGGGCACAAAGGCCACAGUCGUGCACGUCAGUUGGCAGGCUUGUUGUCCACAGCACUCCUGCUAGACAUUCGUCAGAGCCAGCUCCGCAGAGUCUGGUGAGCAGCUCAUGGACCCCCCUGAGCACGAGACGUGUUUCAGCCUUGCCCACACCUGCCAGCCGGCGCCUCUCUAGCAUUCCAUUAAUAACCCCUAAAACCAUGCCCAGGGCUGUGGCUUCUCCCCUGUGUGUGCCUGCUCGGCAGCUCUCUUCUGAGCCCCGGAAAAAAUCUACAUCAAGAACUGAACCAACAAGGGAAAGCAACAGAAAGAUUGAUUCCAGGCAGGCAGACUUGUCACCUGAUGGAAGUUUUUCUCCUCCAUCCAAUGUGCCUCAGGCACUUAACUUUUCUCCAGAAAAAAAUGACUUGACUUGUUCAAAAAGCACCACUGCAGAAGCAACUCUGGAUGAAGCAAAGCCAUGUGCAGACACACCCCCUAAGGAGGCUCUUCUCAUAGAUAUCAAACUGGAUCCACUUGCCGGCGCUCCAAAAACUGAAAGCAAACCCCUCACUGACCUUCUUCUCAUCGACUUCUGCAGUACUCCAGAAGCCACUGUGGCUGUGAGAUCUGAAAGCAGACCUCUGAUCGACCUCAUGAUGAACACUCCAGACAUGAUUACAAAUGUUGUGGCAAAACCUUUACCGGCGGUAGGACAGCUCAUAGACCUGGGCUCCCCUCUGAUCCUGCUGAGCCCUGAGGCUGACAAGGAAAACGUGGACUCACCACUCCUCAAGUUCUGAGCAGAAUAAAAGCCUUUGCCUUUUACUCUCUGUUAAAAGAGCAAUCCUAAAGUGGUUUUCAACCCUUAGAAACACACUUUAGUAGAAAUUUUAUUUGAAAAAGCGAAAAGCCUACAUAUAUUUUCUGUGCUGGAGGGAGUGGGCUGAGGGAUUGGGGGUCAGAGCUGAUGGCCUGGGGUCUCCACUGCCAGCAGCCGCCCUCUUCCCUGCCUCUCACUGGCUGGAAUGCAAAGGCGAAGUCGCUCUAAGUUAAGAAUUUUGUUUUGAAUCUUUUGUAUGUAAAAUAGCAAAUAGCUGUUUUUAAAGUUAAAUUUGUAUGAAAAGUUAAAUAUUCUAGAUUUAUGUUAAAUUGUAAAAU